AUGCCGCCAAAAGCUGUCAAAGAUGACAAGACUUUCGGGAUGAAGAAUAAGAACAAGUCGGCGAAAGUCCAAAAGACGAUCGCGACUAUUCAGAAACAGCAGUCGAUGGCUGGAAAGUCGCCGGCAGAUCUGUUGAAAGCGAAGGAGAAGCAGGAUAAGCUGGAUGAGAAGGCGAGGCUGGAAGCUAGGAAGAAGAUGGAGGCGGACUUGUUUAGGCCGGCGCAGGUGCAGAAGAUUGCAUUCGGGACAGAUCCAAAGACGGUGCUUUGUGUCUACUUUAAAGCUGGGCACUGUGACAAGGGGAACAAGUGUAAAUUCUCACACGAUCCAAAUGUCGAGCGGAAAGCAGCAAAAGUCAACAUAUACGAGGACACGCGGGCGGCAGAAGCGGCAGAGAAAGCGAAAGACGAUAUGGCAGGAUGGGACGAAGAGAAGUUGCGGCAAGUCGUCACUCAGCAGGAGAACAAGCAGACAAAUGCGACAGAUAUUGUCUGCAAGUUCUUUAUUCAGGCCAUCGAGGAUAAGAAGUAUGGAUGGUUACAUGCCUUACCACCAGGAUUCGUACUGAAGGCGGACAAGAAGAAGGCGGAGGAAGAAGCCAAGAAGGAGCAAAUAUCCUUGGCGGACUUCCUGGAAGUUGAGCGCCACAAGCUGAAACAACCCCUCACACCCGUCACUCCCGAAACCUUCUCCACAUGGAAGAAGACCCGAUUAGAAAAGAAGGCGGCCGAGGCCGAGGCAAUGGAGAAGGCCAAAGCGUCACAGCGGGCCAUGGGCAAGAUGACGGGUAUGACUGGGAAGGAUAUGUUUGACUUUGGCGGGGAGCUGUAUGAGGAUGAAGAGGAGGAAGGGGGUGAGGACUGGGAUAUCAGUCGGAUGUUGGCGAGAUAUAGGGCGGAAGAGGAGGAACGGGAUGGGUAUGAUAAGCCAUCAGAGGAAACAAUAGCGGAAGGCGAUGAGGAUGCGGAGGAGCCGGAAGUAGGGAGUGUGGCGGGUAAGGUAGAAGUCUUGAGUAUCUAG
Molecule: messenger RNA, 1020 nt
Organism: Dioszegia hungarica
Lineage: Eukaryota; Fungi; Basidiomycota; Tremellomycetes; Tremellales; Bulleribasidiaceae
Product: putative cytoplasm protein
Exons: 10
Coding region: 1-1020 (339 amino acids)
Biological process (GO): cytoplasmic translation
Cellular component (GO): cytosol
Molecular function (GO): metal ion binding; mRNA binding
Source: RefSeq, a predicted model, not a curated record